AUGAUAAAUAGGAAUGAAAAGGAACAAAAUGGUUUCCUGCCUGAGACUGUUGAGUUAGAAGUCAUCAAGCUGACAGCUGUACCACAGAGAUCAGUUGAACUUGAGACUGGUACGUUAGAAGUCAUCAAGCUGACAGCUGUACCACAGAGAUCAGUUGAACUUGAGACUGGUACGUUAGAAGUCAUCAAGCUGACAGCUGUACCACAGAGAUCAGUUGAACUUGAGACUGGUACGUUAGAAGUCAUCAAGCUGACAGCUGUACCACAGAGAUCAGUUGAACUUGAGACUGGUAUGUUAGAAGUCACCAAGGUGACAGCUGUACCACAGAGAUCAGUUGAACUUGAGACUGGUACGUUAGAAGUCAUCAAGCUGACAGCUGUACCACAGAGAUCAGUUGAACUUGAGACUGAAGUCCUCAAGCUGACAGCUGUACCACAGAGAUCAGUUGAACUUGAGACUGGUACGUUAGAAGUCAUCAAGCUGACAGCUGUACCACAGAGAUCAGUUGAACUUGAGACUGGUACGUUAGAAGUCAUCAAGCUGACAGCUGUACCACAGAGAUCAGUUGAACUUGAGACUGGUACGUUAGAAGUCAUCAAGCUGACAGCUGUACCACAGAGAUCAGUUGAACUUGAGACUGAGAUCAGUUUGAAACUUGAGACUGGUACGUUAGAAGUCAUCAAGCUGACAGCUGACCACAGAGAAUCAGUUGAACUUGAGACUGGUACGUUAGAAGUCAUCAAGCUGACAGCUGUACCACAGAGAUCAUUUGAACUUGAGACUGGUACGUUAGAAGUCAUCAAGCUGAUAGCUGUACCACAGAGAUCAGUUGAACUUGAGACUGGUACGUUAGAAGUCACCAAGCUGACAGCUGUACCACAGAGAUCAGUUGAACUUGAGACUGGUACGUUAGAAGUCAUCAAGCUGACAGCUGUACCACAGAGAUCAGUUGAACUUGAGACUGAAGUCAUCAAGCUGACAGCUGUACCACAGAGAUCAGUUGAACUUGAGACUGGUACGUUAGAAGUCAUCAAGCUGACAGCUGUACCACAGAGAUCAGUUGAACUUGAGACUGUGGCAUGUGUAGAAGAGUCUGAACUCGUCAGGCCUCAGGACAACAUCACUGAGGCACACGUGAAGGGCCUGACGGCUGACAAGGGCAGCGAGGCCAAGCUCAUCUCCUGGAGCAUUGAGGACUUCACUAACAAGGGUGAUAACUACGCCACCAUAGUUACUAGCGUGAGUGUCCAGUUCUCACUACUGGGAAAAGAGCAAUCUUCGUCUUACGUGGUCAAGCUGAAUCCAAAGCGGCCAACUAAUAAAGAAUUUUCUGUUUUUUCUCUUUUACUUUUCAAGAAAGAGGUAGAAUUUUUUGAAGAAAUUCUCCCCUUGCUGAAUUAUGAGCUGACAGCUGUUGGUCUUAGUCCCUUGAGGCUAGCUAAGUGGUUUUAUACCUCUUUAGAGAAAGGAAAGGAGAUGAUUUUCGUGGAAGAUCUCCGCUCACGGGGAUUUAAAUUGUUUGACCGCAAGAAGAGUAUGGGUGUGGCUCAUGCCACUCUCAUCCUGCAGGAGCUGGCCAAACUUCACGCAGCCUCCUUCCUCCUACAGGCCAGGUUUCCCACACAGGACCUGGCGGACAGGUUUAAGCAUAUUAAAUUUGACUGGUUGAUUUCCCCAGAAUCACCAAAAAAGAUGUUCUAUGACAUGUUUUCGGGGCAGUUUUCGGCUGCUGAGCAGAUGCUGCAUAACAUAGAAGGCUACGCGGUAGCCGAACAGUGGUUGGCCAAACACAAAAAUAAUUUCUUUGAUCUUAUUGACAAUCAGUUGGCCAGAAAUUCCAAGUUUGAUGCCAUAUGCCACGGUGACUGUUGGAACAACAAUGUUCUCUUCAGGAAUAACGCUGAAGGUGAUCCCAUUGAGGUGAUGCUCCUUGACCUCCAGCUGAAUCGUAUUGCUUCCCCGGCCACAGACCUCAAUUACUUUCUCUACACCAGUCUCCACGGCCACAAGAGGAAGGCCAACUUGCAAGGCUUCCUCUCCUCCUACUACGAAGCAUUUCAAGAGGUGAUGACGGCCGCUGAAAAGGAUAUACCAUUUUCCCCAAGGAGCUUUGUCAGGAGUACAAAGACAAAAUUAUUUUUGGCAUUCUCUCCUCUAUAUGCUGAUCAAAUGGAAAACAAUCCGCUGUUUCGAUCUCGUUUCCUCGCCAUAUUUGACGAACUAGUGGAGCGGGAAGCUCCUGUGUCAAAGAAACUCUUCAGCGAGGAACUAAAAUAAAUCGUAAAUUAUAUGCGUU
Messenger RNA from Cherax quadricarinatus, 2296 nucleotides. The record is from RefSeq and is a predicted model, not a curated record. NCBI's taxonomy places the organism in Eukaryota, Metazoa, Arthropoda, Malacostraca, Decapoda, Parastacidae.